AUGUUCAAAGCCACCACCCGUACAUUAUUAAUUAGAAAGAGUACUUUAUCAAAAUCCUUUUCUCUCCAUCAUCAAAAAGCCUCCUUCAGAGUGCUUGUGCUCGGAGGCUAUGGCUCAUUCGGCAAGAGAAUUACCUCCCAAUUAUUCAAAGACAAUGAUGUUAAUACUCCACAGGAAAUUGUUAUUGCUGGAAGGAAUUUAGCAAGUGCCAAUCAAUUUCGAGAUGAAUUAAUACAGAAUACUUCAUCAUCGUCAUCUUUUAGAGUACAAACCUCUCUGGUUGAUGUGAAUGAUGAGAGAAGUUUGAAGGAUUGUCUACAACAAACAAAGCCUAACCUGGUCAUUCAUACUUGUGGACCAUUUCAAGGACAGAAUUUUCAUGUGGCAGAGCAAUGUAUUGAUAGAGGAAUUAAUUAUAUAGAUUUAUCGGAUUCUAGAGAGUUUGUUGCAAACUUUUCUGACAAGUUACACGACAAGGCAGUGAAGAAUGAUGUGCUUGCUGUUUGUGGAGCCAGUACUGUUCCUGGAUUGUCCUCUGCUGUUUUAAACGAGGUGUUAAAACAUGAUCUUUCAGAAAUUACAAGCAUUGAUAGUUGUCUUUCUCCUGGUAAUAGAGCUCAUAUUGGAGAAUCAACAAUGAGAUCCAUAUUGAGUUAUUGUGGAAAGCCAAUACCAAUGUUCUUGAAUGGUAAAUUGGAAAAUGUCAUUGGAUGGCAAGGAGUGAAAAGGGCACAAUUUCCAGAUGGAAUAGGAACUAGAUAUGUUGCUUUUUGUGAAACUCCUGAGGUUGAGAUUUUUCCAAAGAUUUAUCCUACUCUCAAAAACUUGGAGUUUAGAGCUGGUGUAGAGUUGAACAUGUUCCAAUUUUCUGUUGUGGGAAUGUCAUAUCUUGCACAAGCUGGGAUUGUAAAAGAUUGGUCCGUUUACUCUCCAUUAUUCAAGACCAUGAGUGGGUGGUUCUAUAAUUUUGGAUCUGAUAGAGGUGGUAUGCAAAUGAUAAUCAAUGGAUUGGACAAGAAUGGUAAAGAAAAGACUAUUACUUGGAAUUUAAUUGCAAAAGGAGGAGAUGGGCCAAUGAUACCAGCCAUUCCGUCCAUAUGCAUUGCUAAAAAACUUGCAAGGGGAUAUGUUGAACAAAAAGGAGCCAUUCCUUGCGCAGGAUUAUUCUCUUUGGAUGAAUUUAUGAAAGAGGUUUCUGGUUACAAUAUUCGACACGAAUUCGUGAAAUGA
This is a messenger RNA of Naegleria gruberi, 1230 nucleotides long. RefSeq lists its product as uncharacterized. The record is from RefSeq and is a predicted model, not a curated record. The transcript is spliced from 2 exons. The coding region runs from base 1 to 1230 and encodes 409 amino acids. Lineage: Eukaryota; Heterolobosea; Eutetramitea; Acrasida; Naegleriidae.